This is a messenger RNA of Drosophila yakuba, 825 nucleotides long. RefSeq lists its product as uncharacterized. Bases 1 to 738 code for a protein of 245 amino acids. Lineage: Eukaryota; Metazoa; Arthropoda; Insecta; Diptera; Drosophilidae. The transcript has 2 exons. The record is from RefSeq and is a predicted model, not a curated record.
AUGACACCGCCGCAUAAAAAGCAUAGAUUGAGUGAAAUUAAAGCCAAUAUUCAGCUAGUUAUAGGGAGUUUGGGGCAACUGGAGCAACAGAGCAGCGGGUCAGGGCGCAAUUUCGAUGAGCACCUGGCGGAGGAACUGCAGCGGAGCACGGCAACCCUGCUGGAUGAACUUGAUCAAGUGCCGGCCCAACAAGUAGUUGACGAACAAAAACAAAGAAAACGCCGGCGACGCUUAGACAGACGAAGCAAACGGCGGGUGAAACUUGCAUCCAUCAAAUCUGAGCCCACAGAACAGAAGUACUCAAUAGAACCGCCCCGGAAUCCCGCACUGAAACAGGCGGAACACAUAUCCCUGCGCAAGCAACGGGAUGCAGCCUCUAUUUUGGAGACCUUCGACCUUCUGGAGAAACUAUGCGAAUCUCGUGGGGGAGACAAAGCUGCCCUUAGCCAAAAACUAACCCACAUGCGUCGUGUUUGGCGAAGAGUCCAAGAGGAGACUCAAGCUGGCAAUGUCAAGGAGUCCAAGAAGGUGGCUUCACUCGAAUCUCAAUGGAAGGCUGUGUUCUUCGGCCCAUCUAUGCCAGCGACUAAAGUGAAUAAGGGGAAAUUUCUUGAAAUUCGCUCCACAUGGGAUUCUUACAUAAGCUACUGCGGCAGGGGCUCCUGUAUACCCAGAGGAUGGGUGCUGCCACCAACAAAGCCAACAGCUCAGUGGGCGACCUACCGAUGUACCACUUAGAACACUUUGACUUUUACUACCUUAUGGAGACCGUGAAAAGCAUACCAAACCCCACAUCCCACAUAAAAAAGCAAGAUUAUCUACUAA